AUGACUAAGUUCAAGACAACAAUGAUGGAUAAGUAUGGAAGUGAUGCAUUGAUUCUGAAAGGUGAAUAUUUGCAUUUGAGAUGUGCUGCUCACAUACUGAAUCUGGUUGUAAAGGAAGGAUUGCGUGAGAUUAAUAGCAGCGUGGAGGCUAUUCGCAAUGGAAUACACUAUGCGAGUUCUUCAUCAAAUAGACUCAAGGCCUUUGAUUUUCGUGUGGAAGUUGCAUUUGAGAGGAUGGAGGCUGAAGAUAAACCAUACAAUGACCACUUUCAGGAGAAAGUUGAUGGACAUAAAAGAGUUGAGCCAACAUUGAAAUCGGAUUUGGAUUCAGUUGAGAGGUUUGCUCAAAUUCUUGGCAUCUUUUAUAAGUCUACAUUGGUUCUUUCGGCUUCUACGACUGUUGCUGCUCAUAAACUCUACAAUGAGAUAGUAUAUGUUAUGAGAAACAUUACCAUUUUAGGCACAACAGGAGAUGAUGAUGACAUGCAUAAGAAAGCAACAACCAUGUUAAAAAAGUUGGAGAAGUAUUGGAAUCCAUUUGGUGAUAAGGUUGAGAUGAACAGACUUGUGAUGGUAGCAAGUGUGUUUGACCCAAGGAAGAAAAUGAAGUUUAUUGAGCUAUGUUUUGAUAGGCUUUAUGGUAAAAGCAGUGUGGACUCUACACAUCUGUCUGAUUCAGAGAAGAAUAUCUUGAAAGAUUUGUAUGAUGAGUAUACCAGAGCUAGCUUGUUGAACAAAAGUAGUGAUGAGUCAUCUUCUCAAUCUCAGUCAUGGUCUGCGGCUCAAGAUCAGUUUGAUAGUGAUAUGAAUGAAGGACAAGCUCCUGUUGGAUAUGAGGAUAUGGCUGAGAUCUUUGAUGAUAUGGUGAAAGAAACGGGGAUUCAUACUUCUUCUAAUGAGUUGGAUAUGUAUUUGAAAGAGGAUGUGGAGACUUCAAAUAUUCUAAAAGGUUCAGAAUAUGAUUUGUUAUCAUGGUGGAGGUGUCUUCAGUAG
This is a messenger RNA of Camelina sativa (false flax), 993 nucleotides long. Lineage: Eukaryota; Viridiplantae; Streptophyta; Magnoliopsida; Brassicales; Brassicaceae. The record is from RefSeq and is a predicted model, not a curated record.